Molecule: messenger RNA, 1743 nt
Organism: Penicillium taxi
Lineage: Eukaryota; Fungi; Ascomycota; Eurotiomycetes; Eurotiales; Aspergillaceae
Product: Zn(II)2Cys6 transcription factor
Exons: 3
Coding region: 1-1743 (580 amino acids)
Biological process (GO): regulation of DNA-templated transcription
Molecular function (GO): DNA-binding transcription factor activity, RNA polymerase II-specific; zinc ion binding
Source: RefSeq, a predicted model, not a curated record
AUGGUGUACUGUGGAAAGCCCAGCAAAGGCUGUGGCCAUUGCAGAAGCAAAAAAGUUCGUUGCGAUGGUGCGCGACCAUCUUGUAGCCAAUGCAUCAGAGCCAAGCGGAGUUGCCCCGGCUACCGGGAUCAAUUGUCCCUUAUGUUCCGUGAUGAAAGUAGAUCAGUGGCUCAGAAGGUCGAAAAAGCCGCCAAGUCAUCUAGUUUGUUGUCGAAAUCCUGGUCCCCUAGAGGAUCCCCUCGCACUGCAUACUCAGAUGGGAGCACACCGUCUGAGCUUAGCGUUUCAGCCGAUUCGCCUAUUUUUGAUUUCGACUCAGAUCCACUGCAUGUUUAUUUGAUGCAGCAAUUAUCCCAACUCCCCCUGGAAGUUCAGACACCCUUUGACCCUUCCGAUCAUGAAGCGAUUUCAUAUUUCAUGCAAUCUAAUGCCAUCCCGGGCACCAUCUGGGUCACCGAUUUCAUGACUAAGCUCGCGCUGAGCAACGAUGGUUUUGGUUCUCUAAGCCAGAGAGCCUUGAAGUCAGGGCUAACCGCCGUUGGAUCAGCCAUGCUCUGCCGUGUAAAAAAUGUCUCUGCAUUGAAUGCGGUGUCACAGAAGGCGUAUAUAUCAGCACUGUCCCUUUUGAACACCGCCUUGACCGAUAUAGAAGAGGCCAAAUCUAACCAGGUGCUGGGCGCCGUUGUGAUUCUCGCUAUAUACGAACUAGUUACCUCAAGAACCCCAAAGGAUAUUGAUCAAUGGACAAACCAUAUACUGGGAGCAACUGCUUUGCUUGACCUUCGUGGUACAGAUCAAUUAAGUACAGAAACUGGACUCCGUCUAUUCCUGCACUUGAGAUAUCAGAUUGUCAUCAGCUGCAUUCAAAGAGAUGCUCGAGUGCCGGAAUCAGUACUUGAAUGUGCUAAGGUCUCUAUGUAUCUUCGACCAGACGAAGCCCAUGCUAACAGCCUUAUCAUAAUCAUUGGCAAAAUUUCCAACCUUCGCGCAGAUAUCAAAUCCAAUAUACUCACUAGCAAUAACGAUAUACUCUCGGUUGCCUCGGCCAUUGAGAUGGACCUGAUUUCUUGGCUCAGAUUGCUUCCACCUACAUAUGACUACGAAACUCGAACCAAGUCAGCUUAUGACUUCAAGUUUCAACAGCGUUGCCACGGGAUAGCGUUGUAUGAUGACAAGUAUCACGUCUAUCCUAAUCUUUGGGUUUCCAACUCAUGGAGCCAAUAUCGUUGUGCUCGGAUCAUUCUCAGCGAGCUUAUCCUGACUCGUACUUUGGAACAAGCCAAGUCUUCCAGCUCGAAGUCACUAUCGCCAGAGCUACGCCUGUACUGCAAUAGUCUUCAUUCCACAGUUCGACGGCUGGCGGUUGAUAUUUGUCGCAGCUUACCUUUCCAUUUUAGAGCUCACGACGAUGGCUCCGAUGGCUCACAUAAUACCACACUCCCACCCCCAGAAGGCUACCUUGGGGGUCUUUUGCUUCUUUGGCCAUUAUUUUUGGCGGGCGCAGUUGAAAAGAAUGGUCAUGCUCUUCAUACUUGGGUGAUUCGGAGCCUGCUUAUCAUUGGUAACACUAUGGGCCUUGAUCAGGCUUUAGCUUUGAUGGAUAUUCUUGGCUAUGACCCGAGCUUCCCUCAGGAGGUGAGUGAAGCUGAAGAAAUGGAAUUAACUCCAUCUGUGGGUGAAGUAGAGGAAGAGGGCGUUCGAAUUAGUGGUAAUCUUAGCUCAUUCAUGUCAUUUAAAGAUUAA